Molecule: messenger RNA, 1365 nt
Organism: Menidia menidia (Atlantic silverside)
Lineage: Eukaryota; Metazoa; Chordata; Actinopteri; Atheriniformes; Atherinopsidae
Source: the annotation of a GenBank genome assembly
AUGACAAAGCUGAUGUCCUGUAUUUCUUUUCCAGGAAGUGCUGGUACACCUGUGCUGUUCAAUGAGAAUGGAGACGCUCCCGGAAGAUAUGACAUCUUCCAGUACCAGAUCAACAACAGAUCCACCGCCGAGUACAAAGUCAUUGGCUCCUGGACUAAUAAAUUACACCUCAAAGUGGAGGCCAUGCGCUGGAGGACUGGUGAUCCAUCUCUCCCGGCCUCUGUAUGCAGCAUCCCCUGUAGAGCGGGCGAGAGGAAGAAAGUUGUGAAAGGGGUGCCAUGCUGUUGGCAUUGUGAACGCUGCGAGGGAUACCACUAUCAGGCCUCAGAAUUCACCUGUGAGCUCUGUCCAUAUGAGAUGCGGCCUGACGCCAACCGCACCGGGUGUGUUCCCAUCCCCAUCAUCAAGCUGGAGUGGCACUCCCCCUGGGCCAUCAUCCCCGUCUUCAUCUCCAUGCUCGGGAUCAUCGCCACGUCCUUUGUCAUCGUCACUUUUGUGCGCUACAAUGACACGCCCAUCGUGCGAGCGUCCGGCCGGGAGAUGAGCUACGUGCUGUUGACGGGAAUCUUCCUGUGCUAUGCCAUCACCUUCCUGAUGAUCGCCACUCCAGAUGUGGGCGUGUGCUCGUUCAGGAGGAUCUUCUUGGGCCUGGGGAUGUGCUUCAGCUAUGCCGCGCUGCUCACAAAGACCAACAGGAUACAUCGUAUCUUUGAGCAGGGGAAAAAGUCUGUAACAGCACCCAGGUUCAUCUCUCCCGCGUCCCAGCUGGUCAUCACCUUCUCCCUGAUCUCGGUCCAGCUCCUGGGCGUCUUUGUUUGGUUUGCCGUGGACCCUCCGCACACGGUGGUGGACUACGGCGAGCAGCGGACCCAGGACCCCACGGCGGCACGCGGAGUGCUCAAGUGCGACAUCUCCGACCUGUCCCUCAUCUGCUCCCUGGGUUACUCCAUCCUGCUCAUGGUGACGUGCACGGUUUACGCCAUCAAGACUCGAGGCGUCCCCGAAACCUUCAACGAAGCCAAGCCCAUUGGAUUUACCAUGUACACAACCUGUAUCAUCUGGCUGGCCUUCAUACCCAUCUUCUUUGGCACGUCACAGUCCGCAGAGAGGAUGUACAUCCAAACUACCACCCUGACAAUUUCUCUUAGCUUGUCCGCCUCCGUCUCGCUUGGAAUGCUCUACAUGCCCAAGGUCUACAUCAUCCUCUUCCACCCUGAACAGAACGUUCCCAAACGAAAACGCAGCUUCAAGGCAAUUGUGACUGCAGCCGCCAUGUCGGGAAAACUGGCCCAGAAGGGCGGAGACCGGCCCAAUGGAGAAGUUAAGACUGAACUGUGUGAGAGCAUGGAGACCAACAGUGAGUAA